Molecule: messenger RNA, 2793 nt
Organism: Bombyx mandarina (wild silkworm)
Lineage: Eukaryota; Metazoa; Arthropoda; Insecta; Lepidoptera; Bombycidae
Gene: emei
Product: transmembrane protein 161-like emei
Source: RefSeq, a predicted model, not a curated record
UUAACUGCACCAUAAGCCUACUAAAAAAAAAAUUGAACUUUAUUUUGUUGUGAAAAUUGAGGUUAGAUUUAGCUUCAAUUCAAAAUAAUUCAGCAAAUUGACACUAUGAAUUAGUAUGAAAUUAUGAAUUAACUUAAACGGGAACGAAAAAGAGACAAUGGCAUUAUUGGGGGCUCAGCUUGUAAUAACUUUGAUCAUGGUAUCAGUUAUACAGAAAUUGGGCAAUUAUUCGUUCGCGAAGUGGUUGCUGUGCUCUCAGGGCUUAUACCGGUAUUUGUAUCCGGACAAUAAUGAGUUGAAGAAUUUGGCUGGGGUUCCUAAAGAGAGAUCUAAGGGGAAAAAAGGCGGUAAAUAUGAGAGUAACGGUAAACCGGAGACAUUUCACGUGCCUAGAAGCUUGGAAAUCCAAUUGGAAACUGCACCGGUUACUGCGCUGGACGUGGUACAUUUGAGAUUCUACACAGAAUAUCUUUGGAUUGUUGAUUUUUCAUUGUAUACAGCCAUAGUAUACAUUAUGUCUGAGGUUUACACCUCAAUAUUUCCAUUAAAAGAUGAGUUCAAUUUGAGCAUGGUCUGGUGUCUUCUCGUUAUUUUGUUUUCAAUUAAAAUCUUGUUAUCGCUUACCAAACAAUAUUUCACAAGUGAUGAAUCAAUUGGUGAACGAUCAACAUGCAUUGUCGCAUUCUGCGUUUUCCUCCUCAUAGCCAUGAUGGUACUGAUCGUAGAUGAAAAAAACUUGGAAGUUGGUGUGGACCCUGCUUAUGACAGCUUUUUUGAAAAUGCUUCUAAGUUUCUCGAUAGUCAAGGCUUGAGUUCUGUUGGUCCAGCAUCCAAGCUUGUGAUAAAGUUUGCUUUUGCCGUGUGGGCUGCGAUCAUUGGUACCAUAUUUACAUUUCCGGGAUUCAGAGUCUCCAGAAUGCAUUGGGACUCACUGAGGUACUACGGAGAAAACAAAAUAAAGUAUUUGUUGCUAAAUUUUAAUUUUGCUCUGCCGUUCAUACUUGUACUGUUGUGGGUGCGUCCAAUUACGAGGCACUACCUCACAGCUCGAGUAUUCAGCGGGAUGGAGAAACCUUUAAUGACGUCGCAGGCCUUCGACACCCUGCGCAUCGUGCUGGUGGUGUGCGCGGCGGCGCUGCGCGUGGCGCUGAUGCCGCGGCAGCUGCAGGCCUACCUGGACAUUGCACAGCGGAGGCUCGACGUGCAGAAGAAAGAGGCCGGCAGGAUAACCAAUAUCGAUUUACAGAAAAAGGUCGCCUCGGUGUUCUACUACCUGUGCGUGGUGGCGCUGCAGUACAUCUGCCCCGUGAUCAUGAUGCUGUACUUGGCCCUGAUGUACAAGACGCUGGGCGGCCACGCGUGGACCAGCCUGCUGUACGAGGCGCCCCCCGCCGCGCCCCUCCCCGCGCCCCCCGCCGCACCCCCCGCCGCCCCCGCAGGCGCGGAGCAAUACCAGCUGGCCUGGGAAAACCUGAAGAUGGUGUUCACGGCGGAGGUGUGCCGCGGAGUGCUGGGCUUCGCGACGUGGUGGUGCAGCUUCGCGUGGUUCGUGACCACCGCGCUGGGAGCCGCCUACCAGAGUUACUUCAGGAUCUCCUGAUGCUGAUGCUGCUAUCUGUAUUCGUUUUAAAUUAUAUAUGUAGUUUUCUAGUCGAAGAUCAUUGUGGGACAUUACCCUGAAGUGGCCAAAGCAUGUGUUGUGAUUUUAGAGACGAAUGUUGUGUUAACGUUAGCACUCCAAGGAAAUUUCUCGGUACAAUUAUGUUGAUACGACGCACACCAUCUCGUGUCUGACGAUAUCCGCAAGGAUCAGCCUUCACCCAGUUUUGACUUUGUAAUUAACUGUUCUUAUCUAUUAAUAUUACUUGAAAUUUGCAGUAGGUAGUACUUGAAGCCAUACUUACAAUAAAUAAAUAAUAAAAGACAUCAUUAGGUUUAAAGUUUGCUGAAACAUUUUACCGGAGGAAACUGAAUCUAAGAUAUAAGAAGGUUUUUAAAUGUAAAAUAAAAACAAAAUAUAACAAAAAAUUAUGCAAAAAAGUAUCUUGGUCAGUGGCCACUGAUGCUCAUGAACUUCACAAAUAUGAAUAGCCAACACAUCGUGGAUUCAGAGCUACUUUACAAUAAUAACUAAUAAUAAUAACUUAUUAUUAUGAAUAUAAUUACCAACAAAGCUUGAGAAAUCUGCAUUUCAAUGUUAAUAGUAAAGUUAUUCAGAGCAUGUGACAAUUGGUGAUAACAUAAAUAUAAAAAAGUUAAAGAAAAAGUCCAUGUUAUGUACAUGUCAUGUACAUAUAUAUUUUGAUGUACAGCAAACUAAUUUUUCACAGGUUGGCUUUCUCUGGAAUGAUUUUUCAACAUUGAUUAUUAUAUCAUUUUAAGUUCUGAAAUAAUAGUAAGAUAUUAUUCUUAUGUAUGUACAUUAAAAAAAGUACCUUUAAUUUGAUUAUAGUUAUUAUAUUUAUGGAUUGUAAUGGUGUGAGUUUGAAUUCAAAUUUCUCGACAGAAAGUUCGGGUGUCAUGAGUACUGUUGACCUGUGUCAUGAAUAAUAUUACAAUGAAACAAUAGUUGAUAAUUUAUUCAAUGGGUUUUUUACUCGUCGUUUAAAAUUAUGUUAAAAUCAAUGACAUCUUAAGAUUUAAAUCAGCUUUACAAAUUUAUAUACUGUGUUUUAAUUUUAAUAAAUAAUGUAAGACAAAUUACACCCAGUCAAGCGUCCUGUAGGGCUCCCUUUACUACGGGAACCGAUACAUACUUAUACUUUUUUUUUUGCUUAGAUGGGUGGACGAGCU